This is a messenger RNA of Serpula lacrymans var. lacrymans S7.9, 3405 nucleotides long. RefSeq lists its product as uncharacterized. Gene Ontology annotation, cellular component: nucleus; nuclear cap binding complex. The transcript is spliced from 13 exons. Gene Ontology annotation, biological process: nuclear-transcribed mRNA catabolic process, nonsense-mediated decay; mRNA export from nucleus. Lineage: Eukaryota; Fungi; Basidiomycota; Agaricomycetes; Boletales; Serpulaceae. The record is from RefSeq and is a predicted model, not a curated record. Gene Ontology annotation, molecular function: RNA cap binding; mRNA binding. The coding region runs from base 1 to 2673 and encodes 890 amino acids.
AUGAGCAACGAGCGCCCGCAUCGUGGUGGUUAUCGCAAACGAUACAAUAGAGAGGACCAUGACCAUGACAGGCGUCGUGAACCAGUCGAGACACCUGAGCAAAAAAUUAGAACUUCUAUAAUCAAAAUGGGAGAAGUAGAUCCAUUACAGGAAAUACCUCGCCUUGCACAACAAAUUCGAGAGCAAGUCCCCGUUGUAGUGCCUGCCAUAUCUGAAGGAUUUCGCAUUGGUGUCACCGAACAGCCGUACAAAAUUCCGUACUACGCCGCGCUCCUUCGUUUGCUCCAUGACCAGGUUGAAGGCGACACAAAUGGCGCGCCUUCUUCGACUUCCUCUUCUCUCGGAAAGCAAAUUCUGGAAGAUUUCUGGAAAGGGUUUCAAGCAUUCCUGGACAAGCUGGCAUGGAGAGAAAUACGACUAUGCAUACAAUUUUUUGCCCAUUUGAUGGCUGCCAAGGUCAUAUCUGUCCAGUCAAUGGUAUAUUUGCUGCAGGCUUUCUCUACAGUUCUCGACGAGUUUGGCGUCUCCUAUAGUCGAGGGAAGAGGGCGGCACUGUGCGCAGCCGAAGGUUUGAUGAUCGCUGGAGCACCUUUGAAGACCGUAUCUGCCUCGAGUGUAGCGGGCAUUAUAAAUGCAAUACAAAUGUAUAACGAAUCCAUCGUGACCUCAAAGUUUCUCAUUCAACCUAUGAUGUCAUUGUGCUCUGAUGCGACUUCUCUUGACAAUGCAGAUGAGCUGUUGGAUACCGCUCUUAUCCUGUUGAAGUCUCUGGAGGCCAGCAAUUUCGCCGAAUCAUCUCCUGCCUUCCCGCGUCCUUACCUAGAGUAUCCCGACCCUGAAAACACGACUUCUGGUCCAUUCGAGCUGCCCUCCAUACUCGUUCCUCCCGAAGUCAUUGAACUAGAUGGUUUAGCAACUGAUGCUGGAGAAGAUGCUCAAAUAAAAAAGGAGGAUUGGCCUGAGUAUUAUCUACAUUUGUUUGACAACACGAUAACCCCUGAUCCUACUACUCUUCCCGGGUUUAUAGUCCGGUCUAAUUUACUUGACAUCAUCGAUAUCUUUGAGGUUAAUCGAAAAGAGUGUGCUCGUCUUCUACUGGAAUAUCCUAAAUGGAACAUUCCAGGAACUUUCAAGCCGCAACCCGGGGCACCCGCUGCAGAAGAAGGCCUUGGGGGAAAAGAUUGGCAGCUGGAGAGUACUAUCAUAGAGACAAUUUUGGGGUCUCUUUUUAUCCUACCUGAUCCGUCCGCCAAGUCUGUAUAUCAAAUUUCUCUCAUCACUGAGCUCUGCAAGCUUUCGCCAUCAACAGUCGGACCUGCGGUAGGAAAGUCAAUCCGGAAACUUUAUAAUGCACUUUCCGAUGGCUUGGAUACCGAAAUUGCUCGCAGGUUUGCAGAAUGGUUCGCUGUGCACAUGAGUAACUUUGGUUUCCAAUGGGUUUGGAAAGAAUGGCUUCCAGACUUGGCUUUGACUGAACAGCAUCCGAAGCGUGCCUUCAUGCGUAGGGCUUUAGAGUUUGAGAUGCGGCUGUCUUAUCAUGACCGAAUACUCAAGACUCUUCCGGAACCUAUGCAGCUUGAUCCCACCGUCAUAUCGGACCAAGCCCCUGGACCGGAUUUCGAGUACGAUGAACCAACUCACCCUCACCACGAUGCUGCUCAGUCUGUUCUCAACCUGCUUCGCGGACGCUCAAAAGCCGAUGAAGUCAUGUCCCAUCUAGACUCGUUAAGAGACACGCUUGAAAUUUCAGACACACAUAUGAACAUUGACACGCUCAUCCGUUUCAUCGCCGUUCAGUCGCUACUCAGCAUCGGGUCCCGAUCAUUUUCUCACUUGUUGAAUGCUAUUGAACGUUAUCUGCCGCUUCUCCGGGGACUCGCUAACGGUGGUAUCGUGGGUGCUGGAAGUGGCAGCUCUGAAGCCAAACAGGACAUUCUUUCGGCAGCGGCAGCUUUCUGGAAACGAAACAGGCAAAUGGUGAACAUCGUCUUUGACAAGCUUAUGCAAUAUCAGAUUGUCGAUCCUACGGACGUGGUGGCGUGGACCUUCACUAACGUCGCUGGCGAUAGUCAUUUGAGUGGUAUGCGACCGCUAAGCUUGAGCGCGUUCGAGUGGGACUUGUUGAAGGGUGCACUGGAUAAGGCUAAUGGUCGAGUCAUGAUAUCUCGAAGGAAGGUUGCAGCCCUGAGGAAGGAAGAAGAUGACACCAUAGCAAGAGCCAAAGCCAGUGGAGGAGCAGACGUAGCAUCAAUGGAAGUGGACGCCGACGCCAAACCAGAUGAAACUCCUGCUGUAGAGAGUCCAGCGCUUGUUACGGCAUUAAAAGCAUUUACCAGUCUCACCCGAGAACAAAAAGCUGCUUUAUCCCGUACUCUGGAAGGAUUUGUAUCAUGUCUGGCCCCUUCAGUCUCUGAUAUGCACCAGAACCCUCAUGCUGGCAAGGUAAUCACGCAGGAUGCGUGGGACGGUCGUGCGAACUGGAACGCUGAUGAGUGGAAUGCUUGGGAGACAUGGGGAUGGUAUAGACAUUAUUGCAGAGUUUAUUCCCCUUAUCUCCGGAAUUACGCCACGACGUUGAGCACUGUGGCCUUCGCCAAAAUCGAGGGGUCAACUGAACCACCUGCUGAGCUCAUGAAAAAGAUCUGGAAUAUCACCACGGGACAGGAAAGUUAAAUACCGGUACAGCAGUUACGGGUCUCCGAUUUUUAAAUACAAAAUUGUCUCCAACAGAGAACACACUGGUGGCCAUUCGCGUUUGAUAUUAUGUCUAGUGUUGUAAUCCCGUUAUUAAUUUAUUAAGAGUUCUACCGACUGAAAGGACUGCAGAGCAUUGAUGUCAGAUUCCUAAAUUUUCUUCACUUUUUUGCCCUGCUGUUUCUUUGGUUCCUCAACACUACCUCCCAAAGAAUAGCCAACGGUUCCAAGUAGAACUAAUACUGCACCCAACCACAUGGUCGUGCUUCCUCGACCUCCGUAUACCGCAACACUCAGUAGCAUCGACGCAGCUUUUCUAACGACAAGAAUCAAAGUAACGCUCAGCGAGGAUACACGUCCCGUCAUCCGGUUUACGCCUGAGACACAAAAGAAUUGUGUGAAGGCGUUGAGGAGGAUAAAGAUAUAGGCUAAUGGGAUCCUGACGACGGGGAACACGGGCAGGAAUGGGCUGAACGUUGGGGAGAGAGGGGUGAUAGAUAGUUCAGCUUUGGGACCACUGCUUAUCGCAAUCACUUGGUCGGCUACGUUAUGCCGAGAGAAAUAAAACAAGGGCAUGGCGAGAAAAUGGAGAUAGAACAUUGAUUCCUGCCAAGGACUCGAUUGUUUGCUGUCCGUUACAACUGCCGAGGUAUGUUGGGAGGUAUUCUGAGCACGAUGAAUAUAUCGCUUGAACGUCCAGUCUUGGGCUAA